AUGAAUCCUCUGCUACACGACACCAUCCUCGACCUCGAGGACCAAACCUGGACUGCAUUGAUGGACUCAGGGGCUGCACUACUCCCAUUCCUCAGUCAAGACUGCGUCAUGUUCUUCCCAUUGGGACUCAAAGUGUCGUUGAGAUCAUCACCCAACAUCCACGAAGUUUUGAAAAGCGAAGCAUUCGUGCCAUGGAGACGCUACCGGCUGUACGACGUCGAAGUGAUGGCACUGGGACCCGAGUCGGCUCUGAUCAGCUAUCGAGUAACAGCGACGAGGCAACAUAUCACGCAUGAUGAGGAUGAGCGACAAGAUGAAUUCCGGGCAUUGAUUUCCAGUACGUGGAAAAAGGAUCCAGAAGCUGGGAGAUGGUUGAUGUAUUUCCACCAGCAGACGCCUUAUGAGCAGGAAUUGGCUGAA
Molecule: messenger RNA, 420 nt
Organism: Exophiala aquamarina CBS 119918
Lineage: Eukaryota; Fungi; Ascomycota; Eurotiomycetes; Chaetothyriales; Herpotrichiellaceae
Exons: 1
Source: RefSeq, a predicted model, not a curated record